Messenger RNA from Mugil cephalus (flathead mullet), 1849 nucleotides. RefSeq names its product ankyrin repeat and SOCS box protein 9-like. The coding region runs from base 186 to 1058 and encodes 290 amino acids. Gene Ontology annotation, biological process: positive regulation of protein catabolic process; protein ubiquitination; intracellular signal transduction. NCBI's taxonomy places the organism in Eukaryota, Metazoa, Chordata, Actinopteri, Mugiliformes, Mugilidae. The record is from RefSeq and is a predicted model, not a curated record. Gene Ontology annotation, molecular function: protein binding. The transcript is spliced from 7 exons.
UGCACGGCAAACGCUUUGUCUGAGAGGAAGUGACAUCACAGCACCAACAUCUGAAAACUGAAAACAGAUGAGGACACCUAACCUAUUUCAGACCUGCUGCUUGGACCCGUUUCAGCCUCUGCUGUGGCACAACAUAUGGGGAGAAACAAGCAGCUGACGGCCUUUUGGACGACACCGUGAACGCUAUGUCUGCCGGACACAAAGAGGCUGCACGCGCCACUGCAAGACAGAGUGGGCCUGUUUUUUUCUCAAACCCUUUGAUGAGCGAUGCUGAAUCCGACUGGUCCCCGAUUCAUGAUGCAGCCUUUAACGGACGGGUCCUCACCCUGCAGAGGCUCAUCGCUCAGGGUGCAUGUGUAAAUCUGAGCACGCUGGACAAGGUGUCCCCCCUCCAUGGAGCGUGCACGCAAGGCCAAGCGGCUUGUGCCAAACUCCUCAUCGAAAAUGGGGCCAAUGUGAACAGUUCGACUGUGGACGGGCAGACUGCCUUGACAGAAGCUUGCGCCCGAGGCGACGUGACUUGUGUAUCUCUGCUUCUUCGACAUGGAGCGACUUCCCUGGGGACCAGCCUGAACAGCUCUCCAAUCCACAAGGCUGCAGCCAAAGGUCACCCUGAGUGCAUCGAACCUCUAGUUGAGCACGGCGCGGAUGUGGAUCAGCAUAUCGACGGAUUGGGAUCCCCUCUCCACGUUGCCUGCGCCAACCAGCAUCUGAGCACUGUGAGAAAACUGCUUCAGCUUGGUGCUUGCGUGAACAGGAGCGAGUCGGGCGACCCUCCCCUGCACAUCGCCGCUCGCCUGUCCAGCCCCGAGCUGGUGUCCCUCCUGCUCGACCACGGGGCCGACCGCUUCCUCAAGAACUCGGAGGGCAAACAGCCACUGGACCUCGCGCGUCCCGGCAGCCCGGCCGAAAGUCUGCUGAGACAAGCGGGAGGAGUGUCUCCUCUAAUGCAGCUGUGCCGCUUGCGGAUCAGGAGAAGUGUGGGCAAGCAGAGGCUGGGGGGGAUUCGUGACCUCCUCCUCCCCUCAGACCUGAUACAGUAUCUUCUCUACAAAUAAGAGCCGAGGGGAGAUUUAUUAAUGCAACGUUACAACCUCAGAUCCUGGGCAUUAUAGCUUUCGGUCAACAGGGGGCAGACUUGUAUAACCUAGGAAAAUAAUUAACUGUGACUCCCGUUUACUACAGGCCUGCAGACAGAUACACCUAUUUUAAGUGAGAGUGAUAGAAGAAUAUUAUUAUGUUUAUGCAUUGACACUACUGAAUAUUAUUUCGCUGUGAUAAGCAGCUCGUAUUUGUGGCAUUUUUUCACUCAGACGUUAUUUACUGUGAGCAAUUAUCAUGUUUAAGUCGUACAACUGAACUACAGUGUCUUGAAUCGUUUGAUUGUUAAUGGCUGUUACAGUUUCAAUCACUGUCAUUUCUUUUUCCGGACAAAGUGUAAGAGUUUUAUCUGUUAAGAAAACCUUUUUGUUUUUCCCUUCUGGUUUUUGUUUUUAUCACUUUUUGUUUCAGCUGUUUGUAAUUUUGUGAAAUAUCAUUAUCCUUAUUAAAUACACACAAUUAGUUCUGUCUGGUGUGUAAUGUGUGGCUGUUUAAGACACAAAAAUAUCUGAUGUGCGAAUGACCCUGUUUGUAAAACUCACUCUUUAUUAAAAGAAACAGCAACCAGACAGGAAGCAAAAAAACAAAAACACAACAUGAUGAUAUUAAAAAUUAACAAUAUUUGAACAUAUUUUAACCCAGUUACACUUUCAAAGGAUUCUGGUUCAGUUCCUCCCUGGGGGCUUUGCAGAUCUUAAAGUGAAGGAUCUGGACUUUCUAAUGUUGUCUUGGUGCCCUUUCACUCACA